UAAACCAAAUUUUCUGCGCAGGUCAGAAACGAAGAAGUCUGCAGAUAUAGUCCGACCUCAAAUAAAAUAUAGUCUUUCAGACAAAUGCAUUUUAAGUAGCUUCACACAAUGACUUUAUUGCUUUUGUUUUGCUUAGGAUUGUGUUGCUUUUCCUUUGCAGCGUCGGAUACGUAUGGGACAGCAGACAUUAUUUUUGUGAUAGACAGCAGUGACAGAGUAGCCUUGGCUAAGUUCCACCAGAUCAAAAGUUUUGUACGAGCUUUGGUUUCACAUUGGAAUGUCAGUCUUACAGACUUUCGCAUUGGUGUCAUAUCCUACGGUAAUGGGGUUCAUGUGGAGUCUAAACUUAUCAAUUCUGUCAACCUAGCUCAGGUGGACAGUGCCAUCAGUUCUAUAACGCACUACAAUGCUCCUGGGGAUGCUACAGAAGCUUUAAAAUUAGCCACCCAGGAAGGAUUCUUGCCAGCUAAUGGUGGAAGACCAGGAACACGGCAGAUUAUUGUCCACGUUGGUGCUGGCCCUGGUUUGGAUCCAAGUAGUCAUGCAAGCCAGGUUAAAAUAGCCAUAGAGAGGGGUUUGAUUGUGUACAAUGUUGCAGUGGGGGAUGGCUGGACACAGAGCAUUCUAUCACAGUAUGCUGACAUACCCCCAUCUCGUUAUAGUCUGCCGGUGGCAUAUUUCUUUUUGUUGGAUGAUGCUCUGGCCAGUCUUCUUGCACAGCGAAUAAUAAAUGAGGCUCCAAAGACAGUAAAUGAACUUCCGCAAGUGACACUGAACUGUCUCUCUAGAGCUGACAUUGUCAUCUGUUUGGAUGGGUCUACAAGUGUGACAUCAAACAACUUUGUGACAGCCAAAGAAAAUUUGAAAACUCUUGUUUCACAUCUUCCUGUUGGUCAGAAUGGAGUUCAUGUGGGCUUUGUACAGUUCAGUGGCAAGACAUCUUUGGAGUUUCCAUUAAACAAAUUCUAUGACAGGUUAACCAUCUUGCAAGCUAUAGAUAAGAUUCAAUAUAUGCAUGGAACUACAGAGACUGGGCAGGCUUUAAGUUAUAUAAGAAAUCAAGUGUUUACUAAUGCAAUGGGUGCCAGACUCGAUGUUCCAAGAAUUAUCCUUCUCCUCACAGAUGGGGCUGCAACACACCACUCUGCAGCUAUAAAUGAAGCUCUGUUAACAAGACAAAAUGGCAUCACUAUCAUAACUAUUGGCAUUGGAAGUCAGAUCAAUCAAAAAGAACUUGAGGAUAUUGCUGGUGAUACAAAAUUUGUUUAUAAAGCCUCCAGUUUUAAUGACCUGACACAUUUAAUUACACCUAUACUGAAUGCCACUUGUCAAGCCCCUGUAGCUACACCCCCUCCUGCUACAACACAAGACCCAGAGCUGGAGACUUGUUUUGAUAAGAUUACAACCUGUGAUCUGUAUAUCCAACACAACACUGACCAUGGUGGAUUCUGUGCUACUUAUGUGGACAUGGCCAAGCAAUCAUGUGCCAAAUCUUGUGCAUACUGCACUACUGUCAUUCCAGCAGUCACCUCUACACCCCCUCCGUGUGUUGACAAAUUGAGCAACUGUUCUAGCUACAGUACUGCAGACUGUGUUGCCUUCUCUUCUUUCUUCAGUGAAAGAUGUGCUCAGAUGUGUGGGCUCUGUGAUGUCAAAGCAGAUACACCUGGUUUUCAUGGUAAGUGCAUGUACAAGUCUAAGAUCUAUGAGCAAGGAGACAAAUGGAUAGAUGGAUGUGACUACGAGUGCACUUGUGUUGAUGCUGCUCAUGGGAGAUAUGAAUGUUCAUCCAUCUGUGAUGUGUAUCACAAUUUGCCACCAUUUUGUACCUUAGUGAAGAAAGAAGGGGAAUGCUGUUUGCAACCUGUCUGCCAUUUUGAAUCCACACUUCAUACUUUUACUGAAGUUUCUCCUGGAGUGACCCCUGAUAAUAUGAAUGUUUGCCAGUACCUUGGUGGCCAGUACCAACAGAAUGAAUUCAUUGACGAUGGAUGCAAUAACAAAUGUUUUUGUGUCAACGCUUUUACUGGUUUAGUCAAUUGUACAGCCACUUGUCCUGAAUACAACACAACAAAUUUCCCCUCAAACUGCUACCUGGAAAGUGUACCUGGCUCUUGCUGCAAAACUCCAAAGUGUGAACUGUUGACAACCACUGCCACUAUCAGUGGAUUCGGCACAGUGUCUGAUAUUGCUGGAUACAAAGUAAUUUAUGAUGAAUCCAAGCAGCCUGCUUGUACAGAUCUAAAGCCUGAAUGCCCUCUGUAUGGCAAGGACGCAUGUGAGGGAAGCUUUAAGCCAUUCAUGAAAGAGAACUGUCCAGUUUUCUGCAACCUUUGCAAUGAGAAAUAUCCAGGCUUUGUUGCAGGACCCAACGACUGGUGCACUUACAAUGGUGUCCACUACAAGGCAGGAGACACCUGGGAGCCUGAUUGUGAACACCAGUGUGUGUGUGACACUCAGUAUUAUGGUUACUACAGAUGUUACAGCAAAUGUACUACAUACUCUCAAAUACCAGAUGGAUGUAAGCUAGAAAAACUGGCAGGAGAUUGCUGCCCACGCAUAAUCUGUCCAGGCAGUACCAGCAUUGUUCCAUCUACCACUAACCUACUGUCCCACAUUGUAGCUGGCAGCAACAUCUAUGUAAUCACUAGCACUGGUCAACAGAAGCCUUUGUUACCUACAUUGAAUAUAGAUGGCACAGUUAAUUAUAUUACUUCUGGAUAUCAGACAUAUACAAUAGUUGGAUGUCUGUUCAAUGGUAGACUACUUGUUCAAGGAGAAUUUGCCAAAGAUUCUAAUUGUGGUCCCACAUGUCAGUGUUUAAAUCAAAGUACAGGCCUGAUGUCAUGUGUUGACAGAUGCCCCUACUAUGUGCCUGAAAAUAAGCUAUGUACGAUUGUCACUGACCCAUUUGAUGCAUGUUGUAAAGUGCCUAGCUGUCCACUGUCAGUCACUAACCCACCAUCUUCUAUUUAUCUUGAACCAAAGUUAUUAUAUAGCAUUGUAAAGGGACCAAGUCUUGAGGAUCUUGUUGCAGCAUACUCAACCACAAGGGUCACCACGACUAUAGCCACAACAGUCACAACAACGCCAAUGUCAACCUAUGAUCCGCAUCACUCAUACAGGCCACAGAGUGCCAACUUUCUUCCCACCAUGCCGCCCGGAACAGUGGCCAAUCCCAACUCAUCAGGGCGCUGUCAUUAUGGCAGUCAAUCUUACAGAGAAGGCGAUCGCUGGACAGUUGGUUGUGACCUGAACUGCCUAUGUGUUAAUGCCAUGACCAACUUGUAUGUGUGUGACCACAUGUGCCUGACCUUUAACUGUCCUCAAGGCUACAACUGUACUGCUUACCCAGACCCUGAGUUCCCAUGCUGCAAUUUAGUUUUAGUAAACCUUCCUACAAAUACUGUUUUAAACCCUACUCAAGUGACCAUAGGAAAUGUAUGCCAUUAUAAUGGCCAAGAUUAUCAUAUUGGGGAAUCCUGGCAGCUAGGUUGUGAAAAAAAUUGUACUUGUCUGGCACUUAAUUCUACCUACAUGUCCAUUGGCUGCAAAGAUUUGUGCCCGAAGUAUGCUAACCUUCCUCCAGGGUGUACACAAAUAAUACAAGAUGGCAAGUGCUGUCCUACUCUAGUUGGAGAAACAUGUUCUGGUCAGUAUUGCCUGGACCCAACUGGAAAACCUCACCUCCCAGGAUCAACAUGGAGAGAGGGCUGUGAUUAUGACUGCACAUGCAUUGCCAGAACUGACGGGUUCUACAGGGAAUGCAGUGGCAUCUGUCCAAAGUUUCCCAGCCUGGCCAACUACCACUGCACCUUCCCCACUCCAGCACCUGGCAAAUGCUGUGCCCUGCCCCAAUGUUGUGUUGACCAGGCCUGUGAGAAUAAGGUUACUUUCCAAAUAGCGGAUCAGUUCAAGAAUGAAUUUUAACUAUGGAGGACAAUAUUGUAUUUUGUCAUAUUCUUGGAUAUUGUGCUAUAAAAUUAAUUUAAAAUGCAUAUAUAUAUAAUCAAAUCAUUUAAGAUUAUUGCAAGCAAUAAAGGUUACUGCUUAUU
This is a messenger RNA of Biomphalaria glabrata, 4055 nucleotides long. RefSeq lists its product as uncharacterized. The transcript has 29 exons. The record is from RefSeq and is a predicted model, not a curated record. Gene Ontology annotation, molecular function: protein binding. NCBI's taxonomy places the organism in Eukaryota, Metazoa, Mollusca, Gastropoda, Planorbidae. The coding region runs from base 109 to 3930 and encodes 1273 amino acids.